This is a messenger RNA of Coprinopsis cinerea okayama7#130, 1410 nucleotides long. RefSeq lists its product as hypothetical. Gene Ontology annotation, molecular function: hydrolase activity. The coding region runs from base 1 to 1410 and encodes 469 amino acids. The record is from RefSeq and is a predicted model, not a curated record. The transcript is spliced from 6 exons. NCBI's taxonomy places the organism in Eukaryota, Fungi, Basidiomycota, Agaricomycetes, Agaricales, Psathyrellaceae.
AUGCCAAUCCGCACGAAACCUCUCAUAUUCGGGCUGGCGACCGUCCUCAUCUUCGCGUUCUUGGUUCAUACACUCAAAGCGCACUUUUUGGUCUUCCUGUCCUCGACUGGGCAGCUUGGUUUUGUGCAGGAGCUUUUGCGUGCUAAAUCCUCCUCUUGGUUUGUCGGUGUCGGGUCCGCCAGUGGUCCUUCUGGUACUUCAACUACUAGCUCACGCGCCCACGAGAACGCCGGUAGUACGCUUGAAGACCUGAUACGGCAGUACAAAGGUGAUAGGACACCUUUUACACGACGGAUUGUUGCUGUUGGGGAUUUGCAUGGUGAUUUACCGAAUGCGAGGAAGGUGUUGAAGUUUUCGGGUGUGGUUGAUGAGGAGUAUAAUUGGUCGGGGGAGGUGGAUUAUUUUGUGCAGACUGGGGAUAUAAUUGAUCGAGGCGACGAUACGAUUCCGCUGUUCUUUUGGAUGGACCGUUUGAGGGAACAGGCGAACCAGGUUGGUGGGACCGUACUCUCGCACCUUGGGAACCAUGAAUGGAUGAAUAUGAUUGGUGACUGGAGAUACGUAUACCCAACGGAAAUCAAGACAUUCGGUUCCGUCGCCGCUCGUCAGCGCAUGCUGAGUACAGGCAGGAUCGGCCGGUCCUGGGCUGCCAACUACACCACCGCCUCCCGACUCCCCCUGCACCCCUCCCUGGGUCCUCCCAACACCCCCUACCCUCCACCCAACUCCCCACACGAAGUGCAUUUCGAGAAGGAAGGCGCCUUAGACGAAGUCCUCGACGACCUGCACGAACAGGAACACCACCUCGAAUUGUUCUACGAUGAUAAACGUGACCCGUUAUCGCAUGCUGCGAUCUCGUUUGUGCAUGGUGGGCUUUCGCCGACGUAUGAGGAGCUUACGCCGUUCCCGAGUAAGAUCAACGAGCUUUCGACGAGUUUGAUGAGGAAGUUGCAGAGGAGGGCGCAGCCGCCGCCGCACCCCCCGAAUCCGUAUCCUGGAUUGCCUGCUUCGACGACGAAAGAAGAGGCUCGGUUGUACGACUCGAAUGGUCCGCUGUGGUAUCGCGGGUGGGCGAUGGGUGAUGAUGAGACUGUGUGUUCCCAGGUGGAUGGUGUUUUGGCGAGGACUGGGACGAGGAGGAUGAUUAUGGGGCAUACGCCUGACUUCCAUAACAUCGUCUCAAGAUGCAACGGCAAAAUCAUCAUCAUCGAUACAGGCAUCUCGCACGCCUACGGCGGCGUCCUCUCUGCCCUCUCGAUCCACUACGAGCUGCACCCGGUGGGCGACGAUGGGGAUGAGAGGUGGGUGGAGAAGGAGGUGGUGGAGGCGUUGUAUGCGGAUAAGAGGGAGGUGUUGGAUAGUGCGGUUAGGGAGGUUGUGGGGGAUUUUGGGGUUGGGGAGUGGAAAUAG